AUGGCCAGUAUAAACGAGAAAACAAGUCCUCUUGAGUCAAACUUUCAAACAGGGAGUUCGGCACAAAGCCAAUCGAGCGUGGCUUUUGAUAGUAUUAGUGAUUAUCGAACUCCCAACAAUUCAGAUGAGGACAAAGGAAGCACUUCAACCGGCAAAAGUCAGCCCCAUAGUUUAGCUGAUCUGGGUGUUUCCAAAAGUGAUAACAAAAAUGUAAGAUUUACUACCGAAGCAGAUGGUCGGGAAGACGAUGCUUCCUCAAGAUCUACAGAGGCAAGUGAUAAUUAUAAGAGCACAGAUGAACAAGAUGAGCAGGGCAGACCUGCCCGCCACAAGAAGAAGGCUAAAGUAUCAUUCACACACUUGAGAAACAACGGUGAAGACGGAGAUGAUGAAACAUUCAUCAAAAAGAUCAUAAACAAUUUGACCGGAAAUCAAGGAGGUUUGGUUCCUGGACUAGCACCUGUGCCUUCGGAUAAAGAAAUUGGUAAGAAUGAUCUAGAAAAUAAUCGUCAUGAAGAGAUUCCCUUAUCAGACCUGGCCGAUGCGUCUAGAAUCAUGGACGUUCAUGAGGGCAAUAAUAGAGAAAAUUUGGAUGCACUCAAAUUAGAAAGUGAUAGAAGUUCCACGUCAGAUGCGGAAACGUUACACUCUAGCUCAAAAAAUUCAUUCCUAGCACCUGCAGUAGACCAUUUCGAUGACUAUGCAGAGAACAAUUCAUCAGACGAUAAUGAAGGAUUCACUGAAACCUCCACAUAUGUACCUCCUCCCUCUCAGGUGAAAAGUGGAGUGCUGGGAUCAUUGUUAAAACUAUAUCAGAACGAUGAACUGAAUGCUAGCUCUAUCUAUUCUGAUUCUCAAGCUCCAACAACAGACGAAGAGGGUAUUUCUUCGGUCGCUGCCGGAAACAAAAACGUAUCAGCUAUAAAACGCAGCAGAUUACAAAACCUAAGAGGCAAGACUAAAAAGGGCAGAAUACCCAGAUUGAAAAAAAGAUUAAAAACCGAAGCAAAAAUCACAGUUCACAUUGCUGACAUUUUACAAAGACAUCGCUUCAUCCUACGAAUGUGUAGAGCUCUUAUGAUGUACGGUGCUCCCACGCACAGGCUCGAAGAAUAUAUGAUUAUGACUUCCAGAGUCCUUGAAAUAGAUGGUCAGUUUCUUUAUCUUCCUGGCUGUAUGAUUGUUUCAUUCGGUGACGCGACAACAAGAACUUCCGAGGUUCAAUUAGUCAGGUGCAAUCAAGGUCUAAAUCUUUGGAAAUUGCACCAAGUUCAUGCUGUUUACAAAAGAGUUGUCCAUGAUACUUUGGGCGCCGACGAAGGUAACUCCCUUCUUGACCACAUCUUAGCAGAUACAAACUUAUAUCCACCUUGGAUAUGUGUUCUUUUAUAUGCAUUUUGUUCUGCUAUGGUCACUCCCUAUGCCUUCGGUGGCGAUUGGGUAAACUUGGCAAUUUCGUUCUUCAUGGGGCUUUGCGUAGGGUCUUUGCAAUUCAUUCUUUCACAAAAAUCCUAUAUGUACUCGAACGUUUUUGAAAUUUCUGCAUCUAUUGUCGUUAGCUUCUGUGGUAGAGCGUUCGGCUCUAUUCCUCGUUCCAAGAUCUGCUUUGGUGCCGUUACACAGGGUUCAUUAGCAUUGAUCCUUCCAGGCUAUAUUAUUUUGUGUGGUGCUUUAGAGUUACAAAGUCGUAGUCUGGUUGCCGGUGCAGUGCGUAUGUUUUACGCCAUUAUUUAUUCCUUAUUUUUGGGUUUUGGUAUAACACUAGGCUCUGCAUUGUUUGGGUGGAUGUAUCACAAUGCUACCAACGAAAUAUCAUGCCCCCAGUUGAUUUCUCCAUGGUAUAGGUUCCUAUUUGUUCCUGCGUUUACUAUCAGUAUUUCUUUAUUAAAUCAGGCACAUAUAUCACAAUUGCCUGUCAUGGUUUUCAUUUCCUGUACUGGUUAUGUUGUAACAUAUUGGGCCGGCCAACAUUUUGAAAACUCUACAGAAUUUACUGCUGCUUUGGCUGCAUUUGUUAUUGGUGUUUUAGGCAAUUUAUAUUCUAGAAUUUGGAAGGGGUUGGCAGUAUCGGCCAUGUUACCUGCAAUAUUUGUUCAGGUACCUUCUGGUAUUGCCUCACAAAAUUCGUUACUUUCUGGGUUACAAAGUGCAAACACAAUAGUCAACGGUAAUGUAACUACAUCAACAAGCACUUCCGAUCCGUCAUCCUCAAUGUCAUUCGGUAUGACAAUGAUUCAAGUUUGUGUCGGUAUUUCGGUAGGGUUAUUUGCCUCUUCACUUUUUGUCUACCCAUUUGGUAAAAAGAAAACUGGUCUCUUCAGUUUAUAG
Messenger RNA from Saccharomyces mikatae IFO 1815, 2328 nucleotides. RefSeq lists its product as uncharacterized. The record is from RefSeq and is a predicted model, not a curated record. Gene Ontology annotation, molecular function: transmembrane transporter activity. Gene Ontology annotation, biological process: transmembrane transport. Bases 1 to 2328 code for a protein of 775 amino acids. Lineage: Eukaryota; Fungi; Ascomycota; Saccharomycetes; Saccharomycetales; Saccharomycetaceae. The transcript has a single exon.